Messenger RNA from Pecten maximus, 2821 nucleotides. RefSeq lists its product as uncharacterized. NCBI's taxonomy places the organism in Eukaryota, Metazoa, Mollusca, Bivalvia, Pectinida, Pectinidae. The record is from RefSeq and is a predicted model, not a curated record. The transcript has 2 exons. Bases 342 to 2207 code for a protein of 621 amino acids.
UUUGUUAUCGUUAGCUAAUGAUACUAGUAAUUAAAUGUUUUAUCAAAACAUGGUCAUGAUCGUGUAGAGUACAUGUGUACUCAAGGCACGCGCUGUGGUGUUUACAGACAUGUGACACGUGCAUGUUUAGUGUAGACACUUGUACAGGUAAACACCAGUGUCCGAGUAUAUCUCUGUUUACCGGUGUAUAUAACUACCCAGUCCCCAUGUCACCUCACAACACUACUAUUUGGACUCUGUACGAUCAUCAGUUAUCCGCAACCAACACCUGUACGUCAACAACCAACACUUGUACGUCAACAACCAGCACUGUACGAUUAUCGCUGUGAUACUCCUACAACAUGAAGCGACAACAGUACCUUCAGAUAUAUCGACAUUCUAGUGGGCUAGCUAUGGAGUCAAACGUUCUUCCAACCCAGGAGACGACCAACCCACCCGACGACUCCGGCAACUCCGAUUGGGGAAUCAUUGUCCCCGUCGUUCUCGUUGGCUUAUUCGUGGCAGGCGUCAUCGUAUUUCUUUACUGCCAUUAUAUUCAGAGAAAAAGACAAGAUGGCCCGCCUGAUACAACCAAUACCUCGCUAAGCCGGUUUUCCCGAAGUCUGGUUGGCAGCUCGACGACCGGAAUAGACUACGUGCGCAGUUCGACUAGGUCGACGACGCCUUUGCGUUCCAGCUUACGUGGCGACCAGGCCUUCGUUAUGCCGAUGGCACCUCACUAUCAUCAUGGUAGUCAGCCAAAGUUCACGUUCUACUGGGAUAAGGAUAACUGGAAACUGUGUCCAGACAGUGUCAACAAUAUGCGUGGUCAUCUCAACCCUCUCUCCCCCAUUGACGAGAUGGACUCGUCCCUUAUGUCAGAGGAUGUGUAUACAGACGUUUCCAAAAGUUUCGACGUCAGCGCACAGGCGCCAUUUUCACCGUACCAUCUGACCUGGGUAACGCCCCAGGCGCCGCCGCCAUCUUACGAGGAAUCUGAGGCGGGAUCACCGGAAAAACGGCUUCGGCUCAUGUCCAUCAAUACGACCAAUAGUGAGGAUACAUAUAGUACAUGUCAGACCUUCGACAAGGAUUCGAACGCAUUCCACGUCCACAACAACACGCCGAAUACGGACAUUGACUACUCAGCUCAGAGUAACAAUUGCCGUAAGAAAAGUGCUGUCUUAUCCAGUGCUGCGCUAUCCGAGGCGCUGACGAACACCAAUCUCACAAAUUCUCAUAUGACGUCAUAUCCGUCAACGCCACUGUCAUCCACCGACGCCAGUUUUCCGACUUCUAGUCUAGACAGCGGGGAAGAUGACGACACAUCGUUCGUGACGUCAUACCACGACACUAGCUAUCACAUCUCGAGACAGAGCGUGAAUAACCAAUCAACUGUGUACACGUCAGCGCGCGGAAGUCAGGAGGAAAGUGAGGUGAGCGGAAUUCCAAGUCUGCCAAGCAGUAUCUUGUAUUUCCACCAGAAAAUGGCCGCCAAUAGAAAUGUGGAGUUGACGGAAUGCCCACCCAGACUGAUGUCUCAACCUUACAAUCAAAGCAUGGCCAGUAGCAUGGGUUCCGCAGAGUCGCAUUACACUGACAACACGUCGUUACUUCCGAAUGUUGGUAGCAGCAAUACGUCUGGAAAUCCGUCCAUGUCCACGUCCAUACCAUAUACCAACGUUCCAGGGUUAGUGGAACAGGGUAGUCAAGGCACAUUUAGUCCAGGAGAUCUGUCUAAACUUGUAGAUGAAAUGUCGUCCAUAAGACCAAGCUCCACAGAGCCGGCGUCCAUCAACAAAGGCAUCGUAAACAGCGCGUGCGUGUGCGAGAAUAACAUCGGCGAGAGUUACGUAACAGAACAAAUAUUACCCCAGAAUGCGUCGGAUGGUGACGGAAACCUUCGCCACAGCAUCACAGAACUGUUCCGGAGCUGGAGUGUGACGGCUGAACUGGACUACAGUUCCUUGAGUUCACGCGGAGCAACGUCCAUGAAUACACCUCAGCACGAUAACUCAUUCGCAUGGGACAACUUCCCCUGGCACAGGAAUAAAGACAGACGGGGACAGAACCAGGAUCUCCCUCCUUUCCUACUGGAAGAUCACAACCACAACCUUGUCGACCCCGGCGCCAGCAGCAGUGCCGUGGAUGUCAACCGGCUGGCCACACCAGGCCGAAAAGUAACGUUUGAUGUUCCCGUGCUUGUCAGCAAGACAUAUUGGGUCUGAAAUAAACUUGCUAGCCUAAGUUAAUCGGACAAUAUAUGGACUGUUGUAUUGAAAUAACGACGGUCCGAUACAUGUAUAGAUUUCGCACGUACAUUUUAAGUAAUAAUCGUAGUUAGCGAUGGUGUCAUAUAUAACCGUAGUUAGCUACAUGAUCGUAGAUAACGGUACAUGUAUUUAGCGAUAUUAUCGUAGACAACCGUAGUUAGCGAUAUUAUCGUAGAUAGCGGCGGUUAGCGAUAUUUUCCUAGAUAACGUAGUUAGCGAUAGUAUCAUAGAUAGCCGGAGUUAGCGAUAUUGUUGUAGAUAGCGGUAAGUUAUUGAUUUGUAAAUAAAGAGACAAAUGUUACAAUGAAGUGCUAUAACCGAGAUUCCCGAUAGCAUUGCGGGUUGUACUAGUUAGUUUGUGUGUGUGUGUGUGAUGAAGUUUUUGUGCUUAUCGAAAUAAUUUCUUCCCAGUCGUAUAUCUGUUAUCAUUGUACACAUCCCUAACAUGUUCUGAUUUGGCUUUGGUAUAAUAGUGAAUGGAAGUGUUGUUCUUAAGAAGACAGAGACAAAGAAGCAGUUUAUAUUGUGAUGAUUUGUAUGUACUGUUUAAAAUGUGAUAUAAAAUUAAA